Molecule: messenger RNA, 480 nt
Organism: Paramecium octaurelia
Lineage: Eukaryota; Ciliophora; Oligohymenophorea; Peniculida; Parameciidae
Source: the annotation of a GenBank genome assembly
AUGUAUAUGAGAUAUCACUAUGACCUUAAAUCUCAUAUCAAGCAAUCUGAUUGUAAAUCGAAUGUUAAUCAUUCGCGCACUCCAAGUUUACCGUUAUUACUCCCAUAGCAACUUAGUCCAGUCAAAGAGAAAUCUCCUUAAUUAAGUAAAAUGGGGGAAUAAAUACUUAAGCAAUGGGGGUUUUUUCCUGACAUAGCAUCUACAUCAAGAAAAGAAAACUAUACAGAGCAUAUAAAAAGAGAAAAAAAGUUUAAGGAUAAAUUUGAUGAUCUUUUAUAUAAUCUAAAUACUGAGAGAUCAAAAUGUCAAAAGAAUGAUUACUUGUAAAAUGAAUUUAAUCUAAAAAAAUCUGUUCAUUUCAACAAUGUAGUUACGGUUAAGGACAUUGAUGGUCAAGUUUCCUAAAAAGAAAUCAAGUUAAUUUCGAGAAAUAAGAAAAGACAAAGAACUAAACUUGAUAAUUUGACUGUGAUUAGUUGA